CUCCUUAGGAUUUGACUUUGUUGUUUAUCGGACCAAUAAUGGCAGAAAGAACAUCGUUUAGUAACGAAGAAUACGCAGAUAUUCUAUUUUAUUACGGAGCUGCUAGAGGAAACGCUGAACAAGCUCGUCGUGAAUAUGGCGAAAUAUUCCCUAAUCGUCGACUGCCUGAUGCCCGCGUAUUCUCCCGAACAUUCCGACGGAUGCGAGAGCGCGGAACCGUCGUAAGAUACCAAGGUGACGCAGGUAGACCUCGACUGGAAGUCGGGGACGACGAAGAGGAAAUUUUAAAUCAUUUCCAAAUAGACCCUACGCUGUCUACAAGAAUGAUAGCUCGUCGUAUGGGACGCUCUCAAUGGAAGGUGUGGUACACUCUACACGAAAAUGACCUCCAUCCUUACCAUUACACACCUGUUCAGGCCAUAGAAGAAGGAGAUCCUUUCAGAAGGAUGCAGUUUUGCAGAUUCUUACUAAAUGCGGACGUUGAAGAUAGAAAUUAUCUUAAAAGAAUUUUAUGGACUGACGAGUCCAAGUUUGAUAAGGACGGUAUUACAAAUUAUCACAACGCUCAUUAUUGGAGCGUACGUGUCAUGGGUAAUCCACACCUAAAAAGGCAAAAAGGUUCACAGAGAAGGUUUAAUCUGAAUGUGUGGAUGGGAAUAAUUAAUAACCGCUUGAUUGGACCACAUUUCCUACCGCAAAACCUCAAUGGGGUUGAAUAUGAAAGUUUUCUGAGGAAUGUUUUUCAUGAAUUAAUGGAAGACAUGCCGUUAGAAACGAGGCAAAACAUGAUAUUCAUGCAUGAUGGCUGUCCUGCGCAUUUCAGGCUAGCUGUGAGAAGUUGGCUAGACCAACAUUUCCCCGACCGAUGGAUAGGUAGAGGUGGUCCAAUACCAUGGCCGGCACGUAGCCCCGACAUCACACCCAUGGACUUCUUCGUUUGGGGUCGAAUGAAAUCUUUAGUUUAUGCCACAGACGUCCCUGUACCAAACAUUGAAGACUUGCGCAACCGAAUUAUAAACGCAGCGCAGGAAAUUCAAAGUGAACUUACAGACUCAAGGGUUGUGAAAACGGGUGUCGUAAGAAGAGCACGAGCUUGUAUUAGGAAUAAUGGUGGGCACUUUGAAAAUGAAUUAUAAACAGUUUUUUUUCAAUAAACUUAUUCUUUAGUA
Molecule: messenger RNA, 1169 nt
Organism: Aricia agestis (brown argus)
Lineage: Eukaryota; Metazoa; Arthropoda; Insecta; Lepidoptera; Lycaenidae
Exons: 2
Coding region: 39-1136 (365 amino acids)
Molecular function (GO): nucleic acid binding
Source: RefSeq, a predicted model, not a curated record